This is a messenger RNA of Lathyrus sativus (Indian pea), 1347 nucleotides long. The record is from the annotation of a GenBank genome assembly. NCBI's taxonomy places the organism in Eukaryota, Viridiplantae, Streptophyta, Magnoliopsida, Fabales, Fabaceae.
AUGAGUACUCCGACGAAUUGUGAAAGAGACAGAGAUAUUACUAUAACAAGAAGUAAUAGAAAACAUGAAUCAUCUUCUAGUGUUAAGGGGUCGAAGUUUAAGUCUGGUAGUAGUAGUAGUGGCAUAACCAAAUCAAUUCAUCCUCCGAUUGAAUCGCAUUGGGAUCUUCCUACACCAAAAGGAAAGAAAAGAGCUUCCUUCUCCAUCAAGUCAAUGCUGUCUUACUCUCUUACGAAAUUUGGAAGGAGUAAAAGUAUGGAAAUUGUUUUACAAGGAAUUCAUGAUCCAAAAGAUGAAAAAAUCGUUGAGAAUUUCCGCGAAAUGCUUUCUCGCGAGGGUCUUUUACCACAUAACCACAAUGAUUAUCAUACUCUUCUAAGGUUUCUGCGCAUGAAUGAUUUUGAUAUCACAAUAUCCAAAGAAAUGUUUCUCAAUUAUCUCAAAUGGCGAAAGGAAUUUCGAGUUGACAUGAUUCAUAAGGAAUUCAAAUUCACAGAAUACACAGAAGUGAAGAAAUGCUACCCUCAUGGAUACCAUGGAGUUGAUAAAUGUGGAAGACCUGUGUAUAUUGAAAGACUUGGGAUGAUUGAUGUUAACAAAUUGUGGCAAGUAACAACACACGAAAGGUUUAUAAAGCAUCAUGUGUUAGAACAAGAGAAAACGCUACGAGUACGCUACCCUGCAUGUUCAUUAGCUGCUAAAAGACACAUAGCUUCCACCACAAGUAUCGUGGAUGUCCAUGGAAUAGGAAUGUCUAAUUUCUCAAAGCCCGCGAGGUACUUAUUUAUGGAAAUUCAGAAGAUCGAUAGCAGUUACUAUCCUGAGACUCUAAAUAAACUCUUCAUUGUUAAUGCUGGUUCUGGAUUCAAGAUAUUGUGGAAAGCAGUGAAGGCAUUCCUAAGCGAACGGACAGUAGCGAAAAUUCAAGUUUUGGGUCCUGAUUAUUCUAGUGUGCUGCUAGAGACUAUUGAUCCAAGUAAUUUGCCAACUUUUUUGGGUGGUAAUUGCAUAUGUUCUGAUUACGGAGGUUGCUUGAUGAGUGAUCAAGGUCCAUGGAAAAAUCAAGAGUUCUUAGAAAUGAUUCAGACAGUUUCUUUAACAGAAAAAACCGACGAAAACAACAAUGUGGUUUCAGAAGGAUUCUUGAUGCACAAAAAGGUUGACAUGGAAAACAAAGACGAUGUUAGAACAGAUCUACCAUGUCGGUUAGCAUUACAAAAAAUCGAUCGCCUUGAAGAUAGUCUCGGUGACAUCAAGAAUAAAAUCAAGACAUUGGAAGAUGCACUUCAAGAAACUAAGAUGGCAUUGAAAGAACUUGGACAACAUAUAGAAGAACAAAAAAUGUGA